UGUUUCCGAGGGGGAGGGAAGGGAUAACUUGACCAGCUUCGCCAUUGGCAACAAACCAAACAAGAAGCAACGACAAUCGAUCUAUCCGCAAUCAAAUAGGGAGCAUCAGUAGCAGCAACCGAGUCCGCAAGAAGCAGCAAGGAGGAGGAGGAUGAAAUCCUUCAAGAAGGAGUUCACCCUGGAGGAGAGGGCGAAUGAGUCGGCCGCCAUGAUCGCCAAGUACCCCGGCAGGAUCCCCGUGAUUGUUGAAAGGUUUUCGAGGAGUAACCUUCCAGAGAUGGAAAAGAGGAAGUACCUGGUUCCAUGCGACAUGCCAGUUGGGCAGUUCAUUUUCAUCCUGCGCUCCAGGUUACAUCUGUCUCCAGGAACGGCGCUUUUCGUGUUUGUGAGCAACACCUUGCCCCAAACAGGUAACCUGAUGGGCAGCGUGUAUGAUUCGUACAAGGACAAGGAGGAUGGCUUCCUCUACAUGUGCUACAGCAGCGAGAAGACGUUUGGAUGACAUCUGCCUGCCUGCAAUUCAGCAAGCCUGAAGUACUUGCACCCAGUCCCAAUGUAGAUAUGUGACAUCAGUCUCUUGUUAAAUGUUUAGUUGAUCAGUAGCAGACUCUGCCGAUCUCUGAAGAUACCAUAUGUAUUAUUUUAUCACCGAAAAAAACUUAUUUCCCGGUGCAUGAUGCUGCUUGCAAAGUCCUCUGGGAAGCAUGGGCGUAUAUGUGAAUAAAAGUGUUGAUUAUGAUGACAAGUAAA
Hordeum vulgare subsp. vulgare (domesticated barley) is the source of this 750-nucleotide messenger RNA. RefSeq names its product autophagy-related protein 8D. Lineage: Eukaryota; Viridiplantae; Streptophyta; Magnoliopsida; Poales; Poaceae. The record is from RefSeq and is a predicted model, not a curated record. Gene Ontology annotation, biological process: cellular response to nitrogen starvation. The transcript is spliced from 5 exons. Bases 152 to 502 code for a protein of 116 amino acids.